Parnassius apollo (apollo) is the source of this 390-nucleotide messenger RNA. The record is from the annotation of a GenBank genome assembly. NCBI's taxonomy places the organism in Eukaryota, Metazoa, Arthropoda, Insecta, Lepidoptera, Papilionidae.
AUGUCGGCAGGGUCCUCUCGGACUCGGCAAGCGGCAUCCGCCGCUGGUGGAGUGCGCCGCAUGCGUUGGACAAGGGAUAUGAACGCAAACGCAUUGCGGGCGUACUAUAGGGCGAAAGGGGAAGAAACUGCGGGGAUAGCGUAUCGGGCUCGGAUGCAUUGCUUUUUUGCUGAGCUGGAGCCGUCUAUUCCCGUCACGGAACAAAACUUGGCAGACCGAGUUCGGUACAUCAUGCGCUCGAAAAUAUUCGAUGAUGCCGAGCUCGAACGACUACGACGUGAGGCCAUUCCCUCAUCGAAUGAAUUGGCUACAGCUGGGGAUGAGGCUCCUCAGGCGACAGACCAGCUGCCACGCGUAGAAGCCGCCCAUGGAUCUUCCAGUUGUGGUUGA